AAAAAAGAGAGAGAGAGAGACUAUGGAAUGCUGUGAUGUCACCAGCUAAGUCAUACACAAAGGCAAGAAGGACACACAAACACUCACUCUCCCUCUUAUAGUAAAGUCUGCCGUGGAGCGUCCGCACCCAGCUCGUGUCCAGUUUAUGGCUGCUAAUUAGUGAUGAGAGCUUGUGUGUGGUGAACGGACCGAGCUGGGCUUCAUCGUCUUUACCACCAUCAUCCUCGUACUGAAGGACCGUUGCUGAAUCUCAGGAUAUAAUCAGGUGAACCACACACACGGCCAUGCUGCAGCAGAUCUUGAACGAUAUGUACAUCGACCCAGAUGUGCUGGAUGCUCUGAACGACGAGCAGAAGAAGACGCUCUUUCUGAAGAUGCGUGAGGAGCAGGUGCGACGCUGGAAGGAGCGAGAGGAGAAGCUAGAGAGGGAACCACUCAAACCCAAACCAAAGACAGCUAAUAGCAAGAGUGUUAGUUGGCUGCUGGGACGAGAUGGAGACGUGCAGGUCAUUGUCAUUGGAGAGAUGGAUGAGCUCAAAUCAUCAAAGAUCAUGUAUUCAGGGUUUGGAGAGAGAAAAACUGCCAGCGUCCUCAACAAUUCACACAACCAGCCCAGCACUUUGAAGAGCAACUUGAUAAACCGAACAACAACGGAACCUGUACGGUCAGGCAGAGAAAACCUUCCUCCCAAAGCACACUCAGGAGUUCAGCUGAACUUAAAGGACAACAGUGACAAAGAGUUAAGGACUCUGGCGCCUCCACAGAUUCCUGUACAUGAAGAAAAGCCAUCAGCACCUUCAGAAAAUGUAUCCCAUCAGCCUCAGGAGUCCAAAGAAAAGGCUGAGUCAGGACACUCGGAGGAUGACUCAGCACUCUUGUCCUCAAUUUGCUAUCGGGCCCACUCGAGAUCUUGCCUCCUGACACCCUCGGCUCUCAGCAGACCUGGCUACAAAGACACGGAGGACAGAACGACCAAUCAGCUACCUGACACCUCCAGACUCCAUCCCCAAGACACCCCCAAACCACAGAUCAACAGAGGUGAUUUCCGAGUGGUCGCUGCCUCUAAACGGGCGUUUUCUGUGGAUGUGGGUUCUGAGGUAGUUGAGGAGAGCUGUUUGGGACGAGGACGGGUUGCUCAGCUCAUGAAAACCUUCAGUGUGUCCAGUGAGUCUCUGCCCUCCCAAACGCCGCCCUGUGGCAACAAACCUCCAAUCCCAGAAAAGCCUACCCACUUGAGGCUCCGCCCCUCACCCUCUCUCAGGUAAACAGGGGACCAUCCCCAAGGGACUCCAGCCAGGGGUCUUCUUCAGUGGCUACAUUUGAUGGGUGUGGGUACUUAGCCUCUCUCAGGAACUAAGUAAUGC
Cyprinus carpio (common carp) is the source of this 1364-nucleotide messenger RNA. RefSeq lists its product as uncharacterized. Gene Ontology annotation, cellular component: cytoplasm. Lineage: Eukaryota; Metazoa; Chordata; Actinopteri; Cypriniformes; Cyprinidae. The record is from RefSeq and is a predicted model, not a curated record.